This is a messenger RNA of Vitis riparia (riverbank grape), 1225 nucleotides long. RefSeq lists its product as uncharacterized. The record is from RefSeq and is a predicted model, not a curated record. The transcript is spliced from 5 exons. NCBI's taxonomy places the organism in Eukaryota, Viridiplantae, Streptophyta, Magnoliopsida, Vitales, Vitaceae. The coding region runs from base 180 to 1037 and encodes 285 amino acids.
UUCGUGAGGCUCUCUGCUAGCAAAUCGGUCUACUCUGUUCUUUGGUCCGUUCUUCAUUGAACGGUGCUUCGAUUCUUCUUAGCUUUGUUCUGCGUGCUCUACUGUGUUGUUUAAUAAUCGCCUUUUGAAGAAUUUUUCGGCAACGUGGAAUUUUCUGGUGUACAAAAAGGGUGAAGGAUAUGGAAAAGGAGGGAGUGAAAAAUAACAAUAAUAAUAGCAGCAGCACCAACAACAACAAUAACAACCAUAGAGAAAGAAGCGGAGGUGCAGAUGAUGGGUCGUUGUUGAGAGCGAGCUCUGAGCCUAGAUCAACCGCUUCAGACUUUGUGUUGCAGUGGGGGAACCGCAAGCGACUCCGUUGUAUGAAGAUCCAAGUCAAGGACGACUCGGCCCCGGUCCACAAGACCACGGUCCGAGUCGACCGCCGAGUGGUUAGAGCUGAUAAGGACUCUCUGAAUCAACCCACCACCACCGCUGCAGCCACCAGUAACGGGUAUUUUAAUCUCCGCCACCGCCCAUCUUCGCCUCAGCCACCUCCGCCUCCGCCUCCACAACGCGUUCUCAGGAACUCAGAAAAUUCAAGUGCCAUGAAAGGGCAAAGCAACGGCGUACGUGGGUUCUCUUCUCCGGCAAGAGACCAGGACAAGAGAGGUAAUCAUCACAACGCUAACAACCACCACCAUAACAAUGAUAAUAAGUCGGCAUCGUCGGAGACGGCCCACGACAGCAAGAAGGGAGGAGGAGGGUCUUCGUCGGCUGGCAGCGAGGCUGUGCCGCCCGUCUGGCCUCCUAAGUUUGUUAUUGCCCUCACCAACAAAGAGAAGGAAGAAGAUUUCAUGGCCAUUAAGGGCUCCAAACUCCCCCAGAGACCCAAGAAACGGGCCAAGUUUAUUCAACGCACUCUCAAUCUAGUAAGCCCCGGUGCGUGGCUAUGCGAUCUGACUCUAGAGCGAUAUGAGGUCAGGGAGAAGAAGAUUUCCAAGAAGAAACCGAGGGGCUUGAAGGCAAUGGGUAACAUGGAAUCCGACUCGGAAUAGACGGGGAAUCUAGAAUAAUAAUAGGGUUGGGCAAGGAAGAUGAAGGCGGGAUAUUUUGUGAGAGGUCUGGUUUUUUCUUUUUCUUUUUCCUUUUCCUUUUGGGAACAACUUUGUAAAUGAUGAUGGCUUUUCACCCUGUGAGAAGAAUGAAGACAUAAGAUUUAUAUCCGUAUUUGCUCUCUUUCUCA